AUGAUUAAGAACGGGAGCACUCUUGUUCGCUUCUACUUGGACGUCGACAGUAUUACCCACUCCAUUGCCAAAUACAGCUAUAAACCAACGACACUUCAAGUAGCCAUGAAAACCAGCAUCCUGUCUCUCCUCGCCUUGCAGGCCCUUACCGUGUUCUCCGCCCCGGUGCAGGACCUUACAAAGGAUUCAAUUGUCAUCAAAGCUGCAUCAUACUACAAGCGCAGCGAGGCGCACGACCUCGCCAAGAACUCCAUUGUCAUCAAAGCAGCCGCCAACUACAAGCGCGACGAGGUGAAGGACUUGGCCAAGGACUCGAUUGUCAUUAAAGCAGCGGCCAAUUACUGA
Purpureocillium takamizusanense is the source of this 345-nucleotide messenger RNA. RefSeq lists its product as uncharacterized. The transcript has a single exon. Bases 1 to 345 code for a protein of 114 amino acids. The record is from RefSeq and is a predicted model, not a curated record. Lineage: Eukaryota; Fungi; Ascomycota; Sordariomycetes; Hypocreales; Ophiocordycipitaceae.